This is a messenger RNA of Siniperca chuatsi (mandarin fish), 4792 nucleotides long. It is a transcript of the gene vsx2, whose product is annotated as visual system homeobox 2. Gene Ontology annotation, cellular component: nucleus. The transcript has 5 exons. Lineage: Eukaryota; Metazoa; Chordata; Actinopteri; Centrarchiformes; Sinipercidae. The record is from RefSeq and is a predicted model, not a curated record. Gene Ontology annotation, molecular function: sequence-specific double-stranded DNA binding; DNA-binding transcription factor activity, RNA polymerase II-specific. The coding region runs from base 2912 to 4105 and encodes 397 amino acids. Gene Ontology annotation, biological process: regulation of transcription by RNA polymerase II.
GACAUCCUCAAUAUGUUGCACGCACCGGUGACUGCCUGUCACCCGCAGCCUCUCUGCAGCCAAACAGCCUCUUCGAGAAACGGGUCAGUCCCCGCAGAGCUGGUCAUCCAUAUGGGGGUGGGGGCUCCUCCCUCCAUCCAUCCAUCAUCCAUCCAUCCAUCCACAGUGCGUUGCCUUGACCUCACAUAGCCUCUGUGCCCCGACGAACGUCAAUCCGAUGUGCCCCGAGUCCUUAAAUUAGCUGUCAAUUAGUGCAAAUUAAUCAACUCCUCGCCUAAUUAAGCAAUGUCGACGGGCAGCUACCAAACAUGCCAUUGUGGAGGAGCCAUGAGAAAGCUGCGGGGCAUGCAAACUCUUUCUGUACUGGGGGGGGAAGCAUUGCAUCACAUCACGCCCUGCAAGUGCUUUGGGAAAGCAGAGGCUCUGGCUGUGCUUUAGUUUUUCCCCUGACUCGGCUCUACAUGUGUGCUGUCAUCAAGUUGCCUUCACCCUGUUUCAACACCGAGGAUGCAGCUUGAUUCAGCACUGCAGAGACUGAACCACAGCAGCGUCUUGCAUAAGAGGUUUCUGUCCUCGUACAUAUGUGCAAAAUCUACUGGGGAUCAGUUAUCGCAUUCAGUUAUAUUUCCAGUUCUACUGUGACUUUCCUGCAAAGACAAAGUCGUCUGUUUAUUCAUUAUCACAAAUGCAUUUCAAGCUUGUCACAUCAGCAGGAUUUGAUAUUCAUUAUAGUGGGCGGUUUUUGCUUACAGCUGCUUAUCAGUUUUUGACCUGUUUGAAGGUGACAGGCUGGAUACGUUUAUCACUGCUUAUUCAUAUCUGGGCUGUUAACAUUUCUAAGGUUUAAGGACACUUUGUUCCUAAUUUUUACAUUAGGUCUAAAAAAAAUGCCACGAAAGGAACAGGAGUAGGGAGCAGAGAAAGGAUGUGAGGUUUUUUUGGGGGGGGGGCAGAGGCAGAUAAACAAAACAUUUCCCAACAGCUGUUAUCUUUUUAAUCUGCAGCCGUCAGAUCAUGCUGGUCUUUGAUGGGCAACCCAAUCUACACGAAUGACUGAACUAAAUCUUCCCUUAAUCUAGAGCCUUAUUAGGCAGCAUCUCUUCUGCAUGUAAAUCAGCACGCAGUCAUUUUCAUAGGACAUGGAUUAUUAAAAGCCAUACAGAGAGGAGACGUUUUGCACUAUCAACAAACAAACAAGCAAAAAAGCGUGUAUAGAUUGCAGCAGAAGUGAUGAUGGAGUGAGGAGGAGCAGUAACUUGCCUGUAAUUGACGGGUCUUCCUGACUCACCCUUCCAUGUGAAUAAAUGACUUGAUCCCAACAGGCUGAUGUGUCAUUAGCAUAUCCUAAUAACAUUGAUUUCUUUAUUAAUAGAAUUUCCACUAAAUAGGCCCUAAUUAGUUUCAACUGCCCAGCCAUUAAUUGCAGCAGCAAUAUUUUUCUCCUUCUUAAUCAGCAGCUCAUACUGAUACAUACAUAAGAUUACAUCAUAAGCAAACAGGAAAGCAACAUAUACUCAUGUGAUUCCAUGGGUUUUCAUUUUGGCACAAAUAUUUCAAAAUUGGCUUUACGAUAGUGAAGAGCAUUCCCUCUUUUGCUUGACACUGAAACACCAAGAAGGAAGGAUGGACUGCAUCUUUAAUAUUGUUAGAAUAAAUAGGGCUAUUAAUAUAAGCACAUGACCCAACAUAAUCCUGUUUCUUUCUGCAAUUGUGUCAUAAAGCAACCAAAUUCACAUUUUUAAAAUUAGGCCUACAUGCAAAGACUGACGGCAAUUAAAAAUGCAAAUGCAAAAAUCUCACUUAUUGUAUUCAAAAUGCAAUAAUAAACCAGCAUGACACCAAAAUGUUCUGCCAUAAUUUCACUAAAGUUAAUGCCUACAUGACUUAUAUACCAGCCAUAGCCAUUAUUCAGUGUUCAGUGUGUUCAGAUGAGUUUUAAUUAGUGAAGGUUGCAUGCCUAUAUUAUUAUUAUUAUUAUUAUUAUUAUACAUAAGAUAGUAAUUCAUCAAAAAUCAGUUAAUUAUAUAUCAGUUUUACACUUGUGAUCCAUAUUCUGUAUCCGAGGAAAUGUCCCUGUGAUUGAAUCUGCUCUGCAUCCUUUGCUGCUGCUGCUGCUGUGGGAUCAGCGCUGUGCAGGACCUGUAGACCAAAGUGGGUCCAUAUCGCCCAGCUGCCGUUUGGGGGGGGCUUUGAUUUGCGUGUGAUGAGUUUCCCAUAGCAUCUGGAGAUCAAUUAUCCACUCGUGUGAGCCAGUGGUUGAGAGAUCAUAGCUGGCUGUGUGUGUGUGUGUGUAAACCAUUCAGCGAAAGGCAAUACAUAGGCCUUCUGAUUUAUUCUAGGAGAUUGAGGUAAUUCUCUAAACCUGCAGCAUUUCAAAGGUAAGUAAGACGAUUUAAUUAGGCCUGACUUCUUAACAAAAAAUUAUAAAAGCAAUGAUGCAUCUGCAGUGAGUUUGUAAUGGUUUAAGUAAGGAAUGGUGUUUGUUACUAUGAGUCUAAUGGUGAAAUACUGUAGUUUUAAUGUUCCUAAAAUAUGUAGGAUUCCAGGUUCUUUUUUGUACAGUAAUGUAGUUUUCAUUCUCAGCAUUUCGCAUUUCGUCCUGCAGCCUUGAAGUCAUUUCGUUCCUCCCUUUCUUUCUGUAGCCUAAUUCCCUUCUGCUUUUACCCAUAGUCCUGAGGAAAAUGCAGAUAUGUAUCCGAGAGGGCGUAUAAUGCAUCCAUGAUCCACAGGAAUCCAGAAUCCUUGCAGCUGAUUGGCUGCUGGGUCCUGCCUCUUGUUGGGAUGGACCUGUUGGAUAAAAGCACCAUUUUCUAAAGGACUCUUGUGUGUUAUACAGAGGAUCAUGCACUGGGGACCAUCCUGUAAGACGGUAUAAUAAGAAACAGGCCUUUCAAGUAGCAUCGAAGAUAUCAUGACAGGGAAACAAGGCGCCGUGCUGUCGGAAAGUUUAAAUCUGUCGGAGAAAACCUCUCUGGGUGCAAAUGGAGGGAGUAACAGCCACCAGCCGAAGAGCGGCGCGACCCACCCGCCUCCCAGGUGCACCGGCUUUGGCAUCCAGGAGAUACUGGGGCUGAAUAAGGAGCCGUCCGCGGCCCCGAGGAGCCCGCUGGGCUCGCUGCCGGCCGGGGCGCACCUGAUCGCCGCCAGGUCCUUGCUGGGCCCCGCAGGCGUGGGUAUGGGUGUCGGGAUGGGAUUAAUCGGCCAUGGUGGAAUUCCGUCGUUUUACAGCCAACCAGCGUUUUUGGAGACUGUGCUGUCGGACGCACAAGAUGUUCACCUGCAGACACACAGCAGGUCCGUAGGGCCGCUGGACACCAGCCAGUCUGCCAGCUCAGACUCCGAUGAUUUAUCUUCAAAUGAACGAAAACUCUCAAAGUCAUCAGUAAGUCAGAGCAAGAAACGCAAGAAAAGACGUCACCGGACCAUAUUCACCUCAUAUCAGCUGGAGGAGCUGGAAAAGGCCUUUAAUGAAGCGCACUACCCGGAUGUUUAUGCCCGAGAGAUGCUGGCCAUGAAAACAGAGCUCCCUGAAGACAGGAUACAGGUAUGGUUUCAGAACCGCAGAGCCAAGUGGAGGAAGAGGGAGAAAUGCUGGGGCCGUAGCACUGUGAUGGCAGAGUACGGGCUGUACGGAGCCAUGGUGAGGCAUUCAAUCCCCCUGCCAGAGUCCAUCCUCAAGUCUGCCAAGGAUGGCAUCAUGGAGUCCUGCGCCCCCUGGCUGCUCGUCCAAGAUGGCUUACCAAUCAACAGACGCUAUUCUAAAUCUGAAUACCCGCAACUCUUUGCAGGGAUGCACAAAAAGUCCACGGAGGCAGCAGCUCCCCCGCCAACAGGAAAGUGCGAUGCGCCCCAGCAGCCGAGCUCUCAGAGGGCAGAGGAAGCUGAGGUGGAGGAGAAGAGGUCAGAAGGCAAGUCCACCAUUUCUAAAGAGGAACUGAGAGAGAACAGCAUUGCUGCACUCAGGGCCAAAGCACAGGAGCACAGUGCCAAAGUGCUGGGGACGGUUUCGCAUGACAGACUGCUGGAGGGCAAACAGGAGAGACAGGCGGCCGAGGAGAAAGCCAGUGAUCCCCCGAGUCCAGCAGAGGAGGAGAAAAGUCCGUAGAGACUAUGCGCUCCUGGGGACUGUUAUUCUCGUGAGUGAAUGCAGUGGCCUGGCUGCCUUCAGCACGUGUAGGGACUUACCCAACAUAACUCGCUGUCCUGCAGGUUUUCAUCCCUCAUUGACUGCUCUAAACUGGUCUGCAUCUGGACUUCACUGGUUCUGCACAGAAGAUGCAAAUGCACUUUUUCUGAUUUACUUCCGAACUUACAGUUGUUGUUGCUUGCGCACAGUAGAGAAGAUUUGACUGAGUGGGAUUAAAAGUGUUAAUAUUGGUGUAUAUAGAUCCCACAAAUAUAUAUAGAGCCAGAUGAGUAUAGUAACAGUUAUAACACAUUAAUUAGGACUACCAAUGACCAAUGAGCAGUCAGUGUCUGACGGUCUACAUUUCAUUCUCAGCAUUCAUUUUAAUGUUGCUUGUACAGCUAUUAAAUGGUGACAUUUGAAAUAACAACCAUCCCACCAACAGUACUCUUUCUCUCUCUCAGAAAGAAAGAAAGUAAUUGCUGUUCUAUAUCGCGCUGUAUAUAAUUGAUAUAUUAAUCUCUCUCACUAAGGCACAAUUUGAAAUAUGUUUUCUUGUAGUCUUUAAAAUGUUUGUGUUUUCAUUUGAAAAUAUGUAUAACUCAAAAUACAAAGCAUAAAAUAGAAAUCACCUUUUAUUAAAUGUGGCUUUUUGGUGUCUAUUUA